Messenger RNA from Acipenser ruthenus (sterlet), 2576 nucleotides. Its product is annotated as CD276 antigen-like. Lineage: Eukaryota; Metazoa; Chordata; Actinopteri; Acipenseriformes; Acipenseridae. Bases 57 to 893 code for a protein of 278 amino acids. The record is from RefSeq and is a predicted model, not a curated record. The transcript has 5 exons.
UGAAUGCAGCUCUGUUCGGUGCGCUGGAAUCGAAGGUCUUGCUCUGUCUCUAUCCUAUGAACAAGCUGCUGUUCAUACACGUUUGGCUGCAUGUCUGUGUUGCAGUUACAGUGCCCCGGUCUCCAGUGACGUCACCUCCCGGCAGUGAUGUCACUCUCAGCUGCUCUUUCUCCUAUAAAGCGGGGGCUGAUCUCACCAGAGUGGUGGUUACCUGGCAACGCCCUCCUGCCGAUCAUGUCGUCCACAGUUUCUAUUACGGUCAGGACCAGCUGGCUCUGCAGAAUGAAACCUACAGGAAUCGGACCCAGCUGUUCCCAGAGCAGCUCAGUGUGGGGAACGCCUCCCUCAGACUGAAACAGGUGCGGGGGGAGGAUGAGGGCUGGUACACCUGCUCUGUCACCAACCAAGUGGAGAGCACCAAGGGAGACGUGCAGCUCAUAGUGGCAGCUGAAUUCAGCGAGCCUCAGCUGGUCAUUACUGACCAUCCGGACAGUCCAGACAAGGCUCUCCUGAGCUGCAUCUCCACAGGAUACCCCAGCGCUUCAGUGCAGUGGCUGAAUGAGACAGGAUGUGACAUCACAGAGAGCAGCAGGACUAGCCAAUCCGUGGACAGGGAUGGGCUGGUGGAAAUCACAAGUCACAUUCUAGUGUCCAGGGAUGCUAAUUAUACCUGUGUUCUUACCCACAGCCGACUGAACCAAACCCUCAUGAAGACGAUCACCUUAACAAAGAAGGGUUAUCCGGACAGGCAUCGCAUUGUUUUGUGGGUUGUCUUGACAGUGGUAGGGGUAGCAACAGUGAUCAUUGUAAUCUGCCUGCUUUUCAAGCGCAGCUGUGAUGCCAGCACACCAACAGAUCCAACAGAACAACAGAACAUGCCCUGUCUGAUUUAACGGGUUCCAGGGGUCCAUCAGAUGUGUAAAAGUAUCACAUCUCAUGGAGUUGUUCUCAUACAUUGCAGUUGCUUUAUUAACAGCUGGGCAGUAUUGAGCAAUACCGGACCGCUCAAGGGUGUAAUGCAGCCCUGACGCCACAGGCACCUUAUCGCCCCUGGAAGGUGCGGUAUUCCCCAAUAACGCCCAACCUGUCGGGUCUUAGAAAAUCGGCAACUGUUUACGAAAAAAAAAGACAGAAACAAAUUUUAUGGUUUAAAACGUGAACAUUCAGAGGCUCAAGGAUAUCUAUCCAGGUGAAAAGGCACUUAUGCCGGUACUUUUUAUUUCGUGGUCAUCUAUUGAAAGUUAAUGGACCCCCCCCCGCCAAGGAUACUAGCCAAUGAGAUGCCAGGAAAUACAAAAAAAAUGAAUGAUGUCUAAAACACCAAAGCACGGUACAGCACUUACACUAUAUGAAGACAAUCUGUGAACAUUACUGCAAAUAAGGACUGCACUUUAAUACAGUAUUUGGAAAUGUACUAAAUAGUAUUCCAAAAACUGUUCUUGCUGUGCUUUCUCAGCCCUAAAGUAUUUUUUCAUGUUUUUAUUUUUUUGUACUGCCCCGUGUGUGUUAACCCGUGACAGAAUCAACAACAAGAAAGCGCGCUCACAAACACAAACUGGCUUUGGACUUUGGCGUAAAAAAAUCGUAAUUCUAUGAAUUGCUUGCUUUCUUGUUUUCUUUUAUUUAACACGGUUAACUGAUUUUUAAACCAGCAUGUUGUAUAUUCAACACAUCUAUAAAUAAAGAAGCCACUCCACUGGACUGGAAAAUUGGCAAUGUCUGAACUAUAUUUAAAAAGGGAGAUCAAUUUCACCCUGGCAACUACAGACCUAUGAGCUUAACUUCAAUUGUAUACAAAGUCAUAGAAACUAUAAUAAGGAGCAAAAUAUAAAGAAUAUUUAUAUAAUAACAAUAUUAUAGGGGGCAGCCAACGUGGCUUCAGGAAGGGUAGAUCUUGUUUAGAUUUAUUAGAUUUCUUUCAGUGGAUGAAGGUCUAAAGUCAACUUGACAAGUUAUAUAGCCGAGAGAGUUGAAUUCAAAGCUAGAGAAGGUAUGGUGACCCAUUGGAACAGGCUGCCGGACAGCGUUGUUGAAGCAGAGACUCUCGGAUCCUUCAUGAAUAGACUGGAUGCUGACAUGAACAAUCCUGUAUCACCUCUCUGUGACCAUAAUGAGACCUUUAGUUAGCCAUCUGGAGGAAGGGCGGCCACUAAUUUAAAAGAACUGAAUUUAAUAUAUUUUUUUAAUGUUUUGUAAAAAAAAAAAAAAAAAUCUCAAUUUCUAUGCAACAACCGUAAUUUUCAAAUGUUAAAUAAUACCUGUAAAAGAUUUUUGUUUUUACUGAAAUGAAUACUUCAAUGUAUUUCACCUUUUUUUCCCUCUAUACUGUAAGAAACAUUAAAAUGUAAUGCAUUUGACUUUAAAAAUACGUUUUGUUUAUAAAUGAACUGUUAAGUGCGGGUAAAAUGAACUGUUUCUACCUUUAUUUGUAAAUUUACGGUGUUCUACAUUUGUGGCUGUUGCCUCCAUAGAAUCAAAAAAUCUUAAUCUUGAAAGUUCGUCUUAGUAUCUCAAAAAUAUUGACUUUCAAUCUCAUAAUUAUGAUUCUAGUUUUGUUGUUAAUCAAAGAAAACCUC